AUGAUGGGGCAUAAAGCUUACAGCGAUAUCGCCAAGAAGAAUCCUGCUUGGAUGACUCAGAUGGAAGUCGACGGGACCGCCGAUCCACAAUCGGUGGAUAUCAUGCUGAAGAUGUUCAGUGACAAGGCCAUCAGUCUACUAAAGGCAGAAGGACAUGAAGCGACAGCAAGAAUGGCAGAGGCUAUGUCUGGCCUGCACAAAGCAUUCGAUGAAAGAGUGCUGAAAGUUUCAGAGAGGAUACGUCUCGUUCACGAGGGUCGAUGGCUAUUGGAAGGCAUCGACUGGACCAAUGUCAGCCACAAAUAUGUCAAGGGACUAUCCUCUGUAAUAUUUGAAGGCUUCAUAGUUGCAAUUGAUACUCAUCUGCAAGUAAAGCAGUAUGUGAGGGAUAAGAAUCAAGCGCUGGGAGGAAGAGGGGGAGCAGCUGCGCAAAGAGAAGGAGCAGCUCCGCAAGAAGGAGGAGGAGCUGCGCAAGAAGGAGGAGCAGCUGCGCAAGAAGGAGGAGCAGCUCCGCAAGAAAAAGGAGGAGAGCUUCGCAAGGAGAAGGAGGAGGAGCAGCUUCGCAAGAAGGAGGAGGACGAGCUUCGUAAGGAGAAGGAGGAGCAGCUUCGCAAGAAGGAGGAGGAGCUUCGCAAGGAGAAGAAUGAGCAGCUUCGCAAGGAGAAGGAGGAGCAGCUGCGCAAGGAGAAGGAGGAGCAGCUGCGCAAGAAGGAGGAGGAGCAGCUGCGCAAGAAGGAGGAGGAGCAGCUGCGCAAGAAGGAGGAGCAGCUUCGCAAGGAGAAGGAGGAGGCCCAGCUUCGCAAGAAGGAGGAGGAGCAGCUUCGCAAGGAGAAGGAGCAGCUCCGCAAGGAGAAUGAGGAGGAGCUUCGCAAAAAGGAGGAGCAGCUUCGCAAGAAGGAGGAGCAGCUUUUCGCAAGGAGGAGGAGCAGCUUCGCAAGGAGAAGGAGGAGCAGCUUCGCAAGAAGGUGGAGCAGCUUCGCAAGAAGGAGGCCCAGCUUUGCAAGGAGAACCUGGUUUUGA
Messenger RNA from Guillardia theta CCMP2712, 1020 nucleotides. RefSeq lists its product as hypothetical. Lineage: Eukaryota; Cryptophyceae; Pyrenomonadales; Geminigeraceae. The record is from RefSeq and is a predicted model, not a curated record. The transcript is spliced from 2 exons. The coding region runs from base 1 to 1020 and encodes 339 amino acids.